AUGAAGUGUGUCCGUCCAGUCUGGUUCUACAUGAACUACCAGAUCAACCAAAUCUUUGUGGCACCCGUUUGGACCCGGAACUUCUUCUGGGACUUCUCCCGGUAUUAUUUCUAUGCUCUCGCAUUCUGGUCUCUACUCAGCGCGAAAGUCCUCCAUCUCUAUGUGCAUCUGCACUCGUUGCCGCCAUCCAAAUUUCUCCUCUGGGGUAUUACAUUCUUCUUCCAGGAUGCCGCGAUCCUCCUACUGCUGCGAGUUAUCACCCAGCGAUCUCGGUGGUGGCCCCUAGUAGCGCUCUCCGCCUUGGUUAUCCCGUUUGGGAUGCUCAUUUCGGCCAUGACCGCUGCCAGUUUCUCCGUAUAUGUACUCAUCGGGGCUGAGAUACACUGGCGACAAGCCAAGAUCUUCACUGGCGAUGCCGCCGCCGUGCGGACCUUACUCUCGGGGUUAACCGGAGUCCUCAUUAGCGAGGGAAUUUUGUGGACAGUAACGCUGUUCACUGCGCGACCUAUUUACGAAGCGACCGGAGGAAUCUUACGGGCGUGGGAGUGGCCAUUCAGAUUGCUACUAUCUCGCCUGCGAACGACUUUGAACACGAUUGUGGAACGGCUACGAAAUCGAAGCCAAGCUCAAUCCCUCCCAGAUCCUCGAGCCUACGAACAUAUAUCCUUAGAGGAUAACUAUCUUACUUCUUCAGAUGAUUCAGAUGAGGAGGAGUAUCUAUUAUCUGAGCCCAAUACCAACCCACGGAUGAACAUGCGACCAACAAAGAGGGUGAACACUAGACUAACAGACAAGGUUCUCACCCGAAACAUUAUCAUCGGUGUCUCUAGUCUGUUUCUGUUGCUCCGAUGUCUUCGUCCGUCGUCCUCAGUGUAUUUGUUUCUGUCCGGAACUCUACCCUUGGUGGUGGUGUUUGAAGGAGUCGGCCAACGGCUGAGCCCGGUCGAUGUGACAGGCAUGCCAGAGCACUACAACUAUCUGUAUGAGGCUUCAUCUCUCUAUCCACCACCUAAAUGGAGCUGGAUGCCGAAAGACCCGGUCCCCGGCUUUGAGGACUGGGACAAAUCUGAUCCACACGCCCUUCACUAUGAUGCAUCGAAGAGCCCGCUCCAUAUAUCCAACUUACAGGAGCCGGUGCUUGAGCAGAUCCACAAUGCGCUGGCGGACGGCAAUGUCAAAAUCAAGCAUGUGGUGCUGCUGAAGCUCGAGAGCACGCGGGCUGAUGUCUUCCCAUUGCGAAAGGACUCAUUCAUGUUCGAGCGCAUCGCGAAAUCGUAUAAAAAUCAGCAGAUCCCCUAUGAUGUCCAACAACGCAUUGCAAACCUUACGUCUACUGCCGAGUAUUUGACCGGUUCUCCAACCGGUUUUACCGACAAUUCUUACGGCGGUCGGAAGGCCUACGGUGGCCUCAGUGCAACGAAUGCCUAUACGACCUCCACUUAUACGCUGAAGAGCGUGGAGGGCACUGUGUGCGGUGUGACACCCCUCGUGGUCGAUUUCAACCGCGAGUGGCAGCAGCACAUUUAUCAGCCAUGUCUGCCGCAUGUCUUCGAUAUGCUUAGCCGGCAACACGGUAUUACGAGCGAGACCGACGAUUUCACUCGGUGGCCCUGGCACUCCGCCUGGAUGCAGUCCGUGACGGACACCUACGACAACCAAUACAAGUUAACUCCGGUGCUGGGCUACAAUGACAAAACGACCAAGGAAAUCAUUGAACAGCCUAGUGCAAAACACUUCCCAUUGCAGUCUGGGGAGAUUAAUUACUACGGCUACGCUGAUACAGAGCUUCGGGAGUACAUACGUGAUGCUAUCGUCGAUGCGGAACGCGAGCACAAACGCCUUUUUCUCACUCACCUGACGGGAACCACGCAUCAUCCGUGGGGCCUACCGACCAAUACCUUUGAGCAGAUAAUGGGACCGUCGAAUAGAAACAACGAUGACCUAAACCGAUACCUGAACUCGCUUGGUUUCGUGGAUGGCUGGCUGGAGACGAUCUUAGAGAUCCUAAAGGAGGAAGGGGUUGCCAAUGAGACCUUGCUGGUCAUGGCAGGCGACCAUGGCCUGUCUCUCCCAAACGACGGAGGUAUCACCCCAUACGACAACCCUCAUGUCGGCAACUUCCACGUUCCCCUCGUCUUAGCCCACCCCCACCUACCGUCCGUCCAAAUCAACGCCCCGGUAUCCAGCAACCAGAUCGUGCCUAGUAUCAUCGAUCUGCUCAUCGAGUCAUCCUCCCUCCACAAGAAAACCAAACGCGUCGCGACUGACAUUCGCUCUCUAUAUGAAGGCCAAUCACUCAUACGACGACAGAUUAGCAAAAAAGGCAAGCGUUCGGUCUGGCAUUUUACUGUCAUGAAUACGGGCGGGUCCUGGCUAGCUCUUCGAUCUGCUGCACGCCCGGAAUUGCGACUCGUCAUUCCGCUGGUGAAUUCUGUCGAGUGGCGGUUUUCUGAUCUGCAAAAGGACCCGAAUGAGGUCAAUCCUAUUUUGAGGUUUAAUUUAGCUGAUCUAGCGCUCACGCUGAGGGUGCAAUAUGACGAGAGUGUCCUCCACUGGCUUUGGGAUGCAGCAUAUGUUGCCAAUUGGUGGGUCGCCGAGAAUUGGCAUCUGUAUCGGUACGAUCCUUUGUCGAACCUGACAACAAGUGAAUACCGGUUCUAA
Molecule: messenger RNA, 2661 nt
Organism: Penicillium lagena
Lineage: Eukaryota; Fungi; Ascomycota; Eurotiomycetes; Eurotiales; Aspergillaceae
Product: sulfatase domain protein
Exons: 3
Coding region: 1-2661 (886 amino acids)
Molecular function (GO): arylsulfatase activity
Source: RefSeq, a predicted model, not a curated record